This is a messenger RNA of Pezoporus flaviventris, 2834 nucleotides long. It is a transcript of the gene FUBP3, whose product is annotated as far upstream element binding protein 3. The record is from RefSeq and is a predicted model, not a curated record. The transcript has 18 exons. Bases 618 to 1922 code for a protein of 434 amino acids. Gene Ontology annotation, molecular function: mRNA binding. Gene Ontology annotation, cellular component: cytoplasm; nucleus. Gene Ontology annotation, biological process: regulation of gene expression. NCBI's taxonomy places the organism in Eukaryota, Metazoa, Chordata, Aves, Psittaciformes, Psittacidae.
UGCGUUCCGUCCUGCGAGGGAGAGACAGUGGGAGUGAAGCAUUUCCCAAAGGAAUCUCUGAGUUUACGCGGUGCUGAGAAGCAAAAGUUCCCGGACCUGCAGAAGUUGGCACCCUCGUUGUCAGUGCAAGACAUUCCCAGAGUUUGUGCUCCUCAGCAGAUGGAAAGUGGUUCCAGAAACAAGAAGCUGCUGCUCACAGCACAGAUUUUGUGACUGUUCGUUGCAUCUCUUGUGCCGUGUCUGUCACUGGUGUUUAUUCCAUCUCUGAACAGGUUGCACUUUAUUCAUGCUUAAUAACUGCAGUGAAAUGUAAGACAGCUGAAUACCAGGACCGCAGCCCAGCUGGUGCUUGAAGACCUGACUUUAUUCCUUCCAGUAUUAAAGGCCAGAUUGCUGCUAAAAUUGGAGAUAUUCCUCACUUGAAUAAUUCCACAACACUUGUGGACCCAUCAGUCUACGGUUAUGGAGUGCAGAAACGGCCCCUGGAUGAUGGAGGUCUCCGUGUAAGUGGGCUUCAUGGAGCACAGAUAAGAGACGCAGAGAGAAUAGGUAACCAGUUAGGGGCCCUGGUACAUCAAAGGGCUGUAAUAACAGAAGAGUUCAAAGUGCCUGAUAAAAUGGUUGGAUUUAUAAUCGGCAGGGGAGGAGAACAGAUCUCACGGAUUCAGGCAGAGUCUGGCUGCAAAAUUCAGAUUGCUCCAGACAGUGGUGGGAUGCCUGAGAGGCCCUGUGUACUCACCGGGACACCAGAGAGCAUUGAACAAGCAAAACGGCUACUGGGGCAGAUUGUAGAUCGCUGUCGGAACGGACCUGGUUUUCACAACGAUGUUGAUGGCAACAGUACGAUUCAGGAGAUUUUGAUCCCGGCAUCCAAAGUGGGUCUAGUCAUCGGCAAAGGAGGUGAAACAAUAAAACAGUUGCAGGAGCGAACAGGUGUGAAAAUGAUCAUGAUCCAAGACGGUCCAUUGCCUACUGGAGCAGAUAAACCUCUCCGUAUUACUGGAGAUGCAUUUAAAGUACAGCAAGCGAGGGAAAUGGUACUGGAGAUCAUCCGAGAGAAAGAUCAGGCAGACUUCCGAGGCGUACGCAAUGAUUUCAGUUCUAGAAUGGGAGGAGGCAGCAUAGAGGUCUCUGUGCCCAGGUUUGCUGUUGGAAUUGUGAUAGGAAGAAAUGGCGAAAUGAUCAAAAAGAUUCAGAAUGAUGCUGGAGUUAGGAUUCAAUUUAAACCAGAUGAUGGGAUUAGUUCUGAAAGAGUCGCACAGGUCAUGGGGCUUCCUGAUAGGUGUCAACACGCAGCACACAUCAUCAGUGAGCUCAUUCUCACGGCACAGGAAAGAGAUGGCUUUGGAAGCUUGGCUGUUGCCCGAGGAAGAGGUCGUGGCCGUGGUGACUGGAGUGUUGGGACACCUGGAGGCAUGCAGGAGAUAACCUACACCGUGCCAGCUGACAAGUGUGGUCUCGUUAUAGGCAAAGGUGGUGAGAACAUCAAGAGCAUAAAUCAGCAGUCGGGAGCCCACGUGGAGCUGCAGAGAAACCCACCUCCAAACACAGAUCCUGGUGUACGAAUAUUCACAAUCAGAGGAGUUCCCCAGCAAAUUGAGCUCGCUAGACAUCUCAUAGAUGAGAAAGUUGGUGGUACCAGCAUGGGUGGACCUGGAGGAUUUGGUCAAAGUCCGUUCAGCCAAGCACCCGCUACACCUCAUCAAAAUGGUCCUCAGGCGUUCAUGACGCAGGGUUGGGGCAGUACCUACCAGACGUGGCAGCAGCCUGGACAGCAAGUCCCAAGUCAUGCUGCCAGUGCUGCUUCUCAGGCAAGUUCCCAGCCGGACUACACAAUGGCUUGGGCAGAGUAUUACAGACAGCAAGCUGCUUACUAUGGGCAGACACUAGGGCAGGCUCAGGCCCACAGCCAGGAGCAGUAGAACAAGGUCCUCGUGGCAAUUUUAUUUGGGGGUUGUUUUUUGUUUUGUUUUCUUUUUCCUUGGAAUCAUUGUGGAAGAAAAACCUUUUUGUAACAGAGGUUUCUAGAUUUGCAGCCUUUUGAUGAAGACUUUUCCGUCUGUGAAACACUAGUGGUAGGAUAACCUAUACUGAACUUCGCUAAGGAAUCAGGAGCAAUUUAGUCACGUACUAAACUCAUGGACGCGCUGGUCAUUUUUGUUUCCAAAUUUGUUUUAAAGAGAGAAAUCAUGAGAAUCAAUAAUAAUAAUAAUAAUAAACCUCCGGGAUCCUUUUUGGAGAGAAGCCAGAGAAUUUGCCGGCACCAAAACGCACCCCAGAGCUGUGACAUUUCAACACGUUGGGUUAUUUUUGUGUGUGUGUGCUCUUAUUUUGGGGGGGGGGGGUAUUUCCCCCUCUUCCUUUUUCAUUCUCAAUCUUUUCUGUUCUGACAGAAAGUGGCUUGGAAGUCUUAGGUGGUAUGUAACAAAUCCUAAAAAAAAAAAACAGGAAAAAAGAAAAAAAAAAAAGAGAAAAAAAAAAGGUUUUAAACAGUAUUUAAAUAUUCUUAAAUAUGUAAAUUCCUGAAAUGUUUUACUUCUAAUUCCAUGUUCUUUGGCUGUCUUUUUGAUUUUUAUUGCAUUAUUUUUUAAGGACUAUGUAUUGUAAUUAAUGAUGUGAAUUCUGUAUUGAGACAGGGACCGUUUCGCUGUCAGGCAAGUGAGGGGCUGGGAAGGGGGGGGGGUACCCACACGUUUUGUAGGGUUUGUAUAAUUUCUAAGAGUCUAAAGGGGUAAUAUAAAGCGGUGUUGAUUUUGUAGCAGUCCCGUUCCUCCCUCCCGUUGCAUUUCUGGAUCUAAGACCUCCAAGCUUGGUUUAAAAAAUAAUAAUAAUAA